AUGCAGAAGAUUAAAUCUAAACUGCAGAAGGCGGAGGCGGAGAUCGCUCACCAUGAGCUAGAAUAUGGGGACCAUCAUCAACAAGUACAGUCUAAUACAAGCUACCCUACUACAGUCAACGGACAUCGUAACUGUGAUAAAAAUAUCCGACAGUAUAUACAAAUUAAAGACACAGUAGUAAUUUAUUUUAACUUUAUUCCGUUCCAAAUUAACUUUAAGUGA
Arctia plantaginis is the source of this 222-nucleotide messenger RNA. The record is from the annotation of a GenBank genome assembly. Lineage: Eukaryota; Metazoa; Arthropoda; Insecta; Lepidoptera; Erebidae.